Molecule: messenger RNA, 2628 nt
Organism: Paramecium tetraurelia
Lineage: Eukaryota; Ciliophora; Oligohymenophorea; Peniculida; Parameciidae
Exons: 3
Molecular function (GO): zinc ion binding; nucleic acid binding
Source: RefSeq, a predicted model, not a curated record
AUGAAUCAAAAAAAUACAAUCGCCCCAGGAGUCGAGGCGAAAUUGUUGUCAGAAUAAAGCGAAUCAGGUUUAUACAGUGCUAAAAUUAACAGUAGUAAAUAGAUAUUUCAAAAAUAACCUCCUUUUUAUGCUGAUAUUUAUUUCUUCCAAACAAAUGGAAAGAAGCCUUUCAAUUAUGAAAAAAAGAAUGAUUAUGUCAAGAAAUUCACUGAUAAUUUGUUAGAUCCUGUUCGCAAAACAAAAAAAAUAAGAAAUUUUCAUUUGUCAUUAAUUGGGGAUAAGGGGUCUUCCGACGAGAUUUUUUCUUAAAGAAAGUCAUCUACGCUUUCUUAACUAAAUCAGAAAUAACUAAGGUUUUUUUAAAAGCUACAAGAAACAUUUAUUUUUUAACUAGAAAAACUACCUUUAAUACAUCCCAGCUAAUAUAUAAAAAUGAUAUGGGAUAUAGUUGCUGUUACUGCAAGAUUAUAUUUUUUAUACAUAAUCCCUAUUGAUUUAGCAUGGGUUCAAUAGCAGUUCAUAUUCCGCGAUUUUAAAUACAUCUCAAUACUUUUUCUGCUUAUUUUAAUAUUUGAUUUAUUGAUCAGUUUAAAUACAGUGUACUUUUCAAACGGAGAAGCGGUUACCUCCAGAAUCCAGAUUGUGAAACAGAUGUUUUAGUUGUUAAUUUAUUUCAUUACAGACAGAUUUGUCAAUAUUUCACUUGAUGUUGAGAAUAAUGUAAUAAAUGUCGGUUUGUUGAUAUUUUUAGUUCAUCACAAGACUAUAAUAAACUAUGCAACAAAUUAUGAGGAAGGAUUGAACAUCUCAAAGAAAACAUCCUCAUUUGUUGCUUUAUUUAAAUUGAUAGCCUUUUUAUUUUAUGUGAUUCAUUUAUUUUCAUGUUUUUGGUUUUGGGUAACUUUAAUCAUUGAAAAUUAUGACGGAAAGAGCUGGAUCAUGGCGACUAACAUGUACGAAUAGAAAUGGAACAUCCAAUAUCUAUAGGCCUUUUAUUAUACAGCAGUGACAAUGUUCACAGUUGGUUAUGGAGACGUGACCCCACAAUCUAGUCUUGAGAAAAUCGUGUCCAUUGUCUUAAUUAUGAUUUCAAGUAUUCAGCUCCCUUAUAGUGUUAAUACAGUCGGAAAUAUUAUCAAAGAAAUUUCAGCUUUUUCCGAAGAAAGAAAGAGGAAGUUAAGGAUUAUCAAUUCUUAUAUGAAUAAGAGUUCAAUGUCUUUGGGUUUGAAAAUGAAAAUAAGAUAGUACUUAACAUAUUAUUGGGAAAACAAAGUUAUAUCUUAAUCUGAAGAAGAGAAGGAAAUUAUUGAUUCUUUAUCUGAAUUUCUGAGACAAUAAUUAAUAGGUGAAGCCCAUCAGAAAAUAUUUGAUCAGUGCACAUUAUUUAAAAUACCAUUUAGUGAUUAAUUUAAAAGGCAAUUAAUUAAGGAGGUGGAGGAAGUGCUUCUAACCCCAGAAUAGGAUUUAAAGUCAACUAAUGAUAUCUUACUCUAUUAUAUUGAGGAUGGUUCAAUUCAAAUUUGUUUACAAGAAGGUAGAAAGAUAAAUUUAGGGAUUGUUAAUAAGGGGGCUUCCAUUGGGAUUAAGAACUUUAUAAUGGGUACUGAGUCUUUAGAGAGCUAUAAAAGUGUUGGAUUUACUAAGGCCAUGAUAUUAAAGCGGAGAAAUUUUUUAAAAAUAUUACAAGAACAUCCAGAGGAUUAAGAAUUGUUUUGUGCUGUAAGAGAUAAAAUGAUAUUUUAUUAAGAUGAUUAGUAUUUCACUGUUACAUGUUUUUCUUGUGGGAAGCAAUCUCAUAAAUUAAUUGAAUGCCCAUUAAUCAAAUUUGUUCCGAAUAAGGAGUUUAUCAUUAAAAAACAUUUAUAUCCUUAGCAGCAAUGUAGGAACCCAUUGGAUAGAGGUAGAAAAAAAGUGAAUUCAUUAAUUCUGAAUAAAAAAAGGCUUGAAUAAUGUGCUUUAUUAAUUCAGAAGGAUGAGCCGAUGUUGUUUUAAUUAUAUAGAUUUGAUCACAUGUAUAACAUAGAUGAAGAUUAGCAAUUAAAACGUAACAUUAAAUAAACGACUUCAUUUUAGAACAUCAAUCAUCAUCAUCAAUAAAAUAAAAGGGAAAGAUAUUUUUCAAUUUAAGAUCAAACUUAAAAAUUAAUUAAAAAGAAGUUUCAGCGUCUUGUUAAUAAAUUGAUAUCAAUAAAUAAAGUUUAUCCUUAUUUUUUAAUUUAAACAUAUGUUCAAUAUGAAAAGCAGAUAGAAUAACGGUAGGUUAGCAUGACUUUAUAAAUUUUAGAAUAAAGAUGUAAGAAUAUAAGUUAAAUAGCUAGCAAAUAGUUUGAUAAGUAUCAAAUUGAUAUGUCAUUAAUCAUAUAAAAAUUAUCAAAUAAAUAGUAUAUAGACGACUUAGAAUUUGAAAGUCCAAAAGCAUAUAAGUUUUAUUUUAGGAAAGAUAACUUUUCAAUUGUGAAAUAGAAAAACUUUCUCGAAAAUCUAAAUAUACUUAAAAAAUUCAUUUAGUAUUUUUAAUAUCCUGGUGAUAUAAUUAAACAGUUUAAUCUAUCUUCAGUUGGAUUUUUCUUAUUAAUGAAUAAAAGAAAACCAGUAGUAUGUUUUUCUGCUGAUAACGUUGUUAAAUGA